Molecule: messenger RNA, 993 nt
Organism: Sapajus apella (tufted capuchin)
Lineage: Eukaryota; Metazoa; Chordata; Mammalia; Primates; Cebidae
Product: A disintegrin and metalloproteinase with thrombospondin motifs 7-like
Exons: 5
Biological process (GO): extracellular matrix organization
Cellular component (GO): extracellular matrix
Molecular function (GO): metalloendopeptidase activity
Source: RefSeq, a predicted model, not a curated record
AGAGGCACAGCUGGGGUGGGGCAGGGCCAGAGAGAGGCCUCCCGACCCCCACUCCAGCUGUCUCCUCCUGACCCUGGCUGGCCCCUGGGGCUGGGGCCACAGAGGGCUGACUGCCAGUACCACGGGCCUCCCCUCCCUUGUGUGUUGCAGAAUGUGGGCUGUGACUUCGAGAUUGACUCCGGUGCCAUGGAGGACCGCUGUGGCGUGUGCCACGGCAAUGGCUCCACCUGCCACACCGUGAGCGAGACCUUCGUGGAGGCCGAGGGCCUGGGGUAUGUGGAUGUGGGUCUGAUCCCAGCUGGCGCACGUGAGAGCCACAUCCAGGAGGCGGCGGAGGCUGCUAACUUCCUGGCACUGCAGAGCGAGGACCCGAAGAAGUACUUCCUCAACGGCGGCUGGACCAUCCAGUGGGAUGGGGACUACCAGGUGGCAGGGACCACCUUUGCAUACGCAUGCAGGGGCAACUGGGAGAACCUCACGUCCCCAGGUCCCACCAACGAGCCUGUCUGGAUUCAGGUGCGUGCUUCCCAAGGCCCAGGAGCGGGGAGCAGAGGUGGAGACCCCAGGCCCAUGGCAGGGUCUCAUCCUGGAGGAGUGAGCGCUGGGGCAGUCACAGAGCCUGGUUCUCAGCCAGGCCCUCCUGCUCUGCUGUUCCAGGACAGCAACCCUGGGGUGCGCUAUGAGUACACCAUCCACAGGGAGGCAGAUGGCCAUGGCGAGGUCCCACCGCCCGAGUUGUCCUGGCACUACGGACCCUGGACCAAGUGCACGGUCACCUGUGUGCAGAGGCAGAGUGUGUACUGCUCGGAGUGGCAGGCAGGGCCUGUGGACGAGGGGCAUUGUGACCCCCUGGGCCAGCCUGAUGACCGCCAGAGGAAAUGCAGUGAGCAGCCCUGCCCUGCCAGUGUGGAGCUGGAUGAGCAGAGCGCCCUGGAGCCGCCCGCCUGUGAACACCUUCCCCCGCCCCAGACUGAAACCCAGUGCAACCGCCAC